AUGGAGAAUGAAAAUAACAAUAAGAAUAAUGAAGAUUAUGUUGAAGAUAAACCAAAAUUUAUAGAUGAUAGUUGGUUAGAUACAUUAAAGCUUACAUCGAGUGAUCAUCUUGCUCAGUUGGAUCGUGCAGUAUGUCCAAAUUGCAAAAAGAAGAGAAAAUACUUUUGUUAUGAUUGUUAUAUUCCAUUCGGUGAUCCUGAAUUAGCACCGAAAUUAAAGUUACCAAUUAAAUGUGAUAUUUUACAUUAUCCAACAGAAUUAUUAUCGAAAUCAACAGCGAUUCAUUCGAAAGUGGUUGCAAACAGUGAUGUUUCUAUUUAUGAAUUUCCAGAGGUACCAGACUACGACGUUGAGGAAACAGUUUUGCUGUUCCCAUCGGACACCUCCGAUUUCGUGAGAGAGUCUGAUUUGUCCGGCGUGAAACGUGUCGUUUUCAUCGAUAGUCAGUGGCACACUGCCAAUAGAAUUCUUAGGGAUGCACGUGUCAAGAAGUUGCGUUGCAUCAAGAUCGAUCAACACAAGACACUGUUUUGGCGUUAUCAAAAGCAUGGUGAUAGUUUUUUGGCUACCAUCGAAGCGAUCUACUACUUCUACAAGGAAUUCCACCAGCGUCUACACAACAACACCUACGAGGGUCAAUAUGACGACCUCCUCUAUUAUUACACCUUUUUCUACAGACUCAUUCAAAACACCUACAAAGAGGGUGAUCGUCAUUUUUGGAGAAAAGAAAACUAUAUUAAACCAGAGAAAACUUUGGAAACGACAACAACUUCUGACAAUCAUAAAAAUGAAUCAGUAGCAACAACUAUUACUACUACUACUACUACAACAGAAGAGCAAACAACAAAAUCACUUGAAGAAUUAAAGAUUUAA
Molecule: messenger RNA, 873 nt
Organism: Heterostelium album PN500
Lineage: Eukaryota; Evosea; Eumycetozoa; Acytosteliales; Acytosteliaceae
Exons: 2
Coding region: 1-873 (290 amino acids)
Source: RefSeq, a predicted model, not a curated record